GCAGAGACUUGAUGGGGGAAACGGCUUUCCGGACACAGUAUUGUUUGUUAUUCCGUUCACCUGGUCUUGAGCAACGAAGGUUUAAUUAAAAUUCGCCUAGGUGACUGAAUAUCUGGAGCAGGAACUACUGAAGCGGGAGGGUUUUUUAAUUGCCACCCUUUAGGGAACGAACUAAUACAUUAAAGAGUGAAGUGGCAGAAGAAAUUGAAUAGAUGUAGUGUUCUUCUAGCACUGCAUCACCAUGGUGUGGAAAGAAACAAGAUGCCUAGUGAAAAGACCACCGCAAGUGACUCCAGUGCAUCUCAGAACACAGACUGUAAUUCCAAAAGAGCGAAGGAGUGUGAAGACAAUCUUGCUGGAAAUAUACCCAACCUCUGUCCCCCUGGCCUUCCAUCAUCUAGUCCUUCCCAAAUCUUUUCCAUGCCAGAGCUCCUGGAAGCAGCUAAUGAACUUUCAAAAAUGAACAUAGCACAUGAAGUUGUAGUAAACCAUGACUUCAGAUUGCAAGAGGUGAACUUCUUACCAAACAGUUUGGAAAGCAGAGUUAAAGAGGCACUGCACAAAACUUUUUGGGACAGUCUGAAAGAAGAGCUCUCCAAAAUACCCCCAGACUAUUCCCAUGCUAUCAGACUAAUCCAAGAAAUCAAAGAGAGCCUGCUAUCCCUGAUCCUGCCUCGGCAGACUCGAUUGCGAAAUCAGAUUGAGGAUGCUCUGGACAUGGAGCUGAUAAAGCAGGAGGCUGAGCAUGGGGCUUUGGACAUUCCCAGCCUUACCACAUAUGUCUUGGGUAUGAUGGCAAUGCUUUGUGCACCUAUCAGAGAUGAGGAAAUACAGAGACUUCGAAGCAUAUCAGAUCCUGUACAUCUUCUCAGAGAGAUUUUUCGGAUUCUGGAUCUAAUGAAAUUGGACAUGGUAAAUUUUACCAUUCAAGUCCUCCGACCUUAUCUCCAACAGCACUCUGUCCAGUAUGAGAGGAAAAAAUUCCAGGAGCUCCUGAACAAACUACCAAGUACAUUUAUUGAAGGCAACCUGGCUCGAACAACUGAGUGGCUCCGCACAGCAGCAGCUAAAGUAUCAAGUUCUGAUUUGCUACCAUCUUCUUCCAACUCUGAGACCAGUGGAUCAUCUGUUCCGCUACAUGAAGUGGCUGCUGGAGAAGUUUCAAUCUGUAGUCCUACUGCUGUGUUAAACCAAGCAUACAUGGACUUGUUGCAUUGGGAGCCAGGAAAAGACUAUCCUGAAACUAUGUUGAUGGACAAAGAACGUUUACGAACCAUUCAGAUGCAAGUGAAUCAACUGGCCAUUAUUGCAGCAGUCAUACUAGUGAGCAGCAGCGUAUAUGGAAAUUUGGUGUCCAAUUCACCAGGUUGUGUAGAUAGACUGAAAUGGAUAACAAAAGCCCUCAUGGAAGGGCUUCCCAACACAAGGUUAAAAGAUGCUUUACUGGACAUCAGCAAUCAAAUACAUCAGGAGGUAAAUAAAAUUUUGCUCCAACUGGGGUACCCUACUCUCAGCAAUGACAAGGCUGCUUCACUAAAAGGACAGAUUGAGAGCAUUGCAGAUAAGGACAAUGCAGUACGAAUGGUAAUUGAGCAACGGAUUCAAACUUUUCUAGGGCACUGUGUGUCUCCUGGUGGCCAGAACUCUAAGAAUAUCCCCCAAGGCCUUGCUCCUGUUCAGGAAGAACUGCUGGAAGUUGGCCAGAGGUUUGGUAGUUUGACUGCUCACAACAGACAGGUGUUUGGUCCCUACUAUGCAGAAAUACUGAAGAAUGUUCUGCUUCCAGAGGGGAAGAAUGGAGAAGGGCAGAUUCCUACUUAACCAUCUCAAACAAGGCAGAGCAUUUGGCAGCAGGGAGAAGGGGGAAAGACUGGCAAUAGUUCAGAUUGUGCUUUGACUGAAAGUUCAGUGUAAUCCACUAAACAUCUGCCCUGCUCUGUGCAGUGGUAUCCAAAGCACUUGUACAACUGGACUGUUGAAGCUGCUGAAAUACCAACUGACAAUGCCAAGUUCUGCCACAAUAAACCUUUGAACAGCUCAAA
Molecule: messenger RNA, 2042 nt
Organism: Heteronotia binoei (common prickly gecko)
Lineage: Eukaryota; Metazoa; Chordata; Lepidosauria; Squamata; Gekkonidae
Gene: TCP11
Product: t-complex 11
Exons: 10
Coding region: 262-1821 (519 amino acids)
Biological process (GO): regulation of sperm capacitation
Cellular component (GO): acrosomal vesicle; sperm flagellum
Source: RefSeq, a predicted model, not a curated record